CUUCAUUGGAUCCACGCUCAAGAGGACUCUACUAGGUUUUCCUGACCCCCUACAUCAUUGUAAAGUGCCAAGGCCUUAAGACUUGGUCACUGUAGAAAUGCCUUGUUUCCUGGGUCGGGAAGCAUGAGUCUGUUGGGACUUGGGAUAAGAAGAAAACAAGACAUCUGCACAAGAAAAACCAGACACUAACAAAAGGUAUCCCAAAGUCUGAAGAGCUAGAACACAAACAUGGCCGACAGAGGACUUAGGGAUCCUGCAGAGGCCUCUCAAAAGGAUUUGGAAAAUGACCCAUCAGUAAGUUCUCAGGCACAGGAGACCUCAGUCCCAGCAAGUACCACUGAAGAAGCUCAGACCCCAGACCCCGCCUCUGGUCUUAACAAAGUCCACCAAGAGGUAGAAACAAUAGUUCGAGGAAGUGCAGACACAGACGAUCAAUCAGAAAGUCCAGAUGGGACAGAUUAUGGGAACUAUCCAAAGGACAAAACAGAACAUGAGAACAACCAGAGUUUUCAGGAAGAACAGAACCCACCAGAACCCACCUGUUCUCCAAGUGGCAGGGUAGGAAGAGAAGAUGCACUCUUAAGGAGCGGCUCUGUAGCCCUGCCUGAGGAAGUGAGCAGCGGACCUGGAGUUUCACCUGAGCCACCUGUCACAGACUCUCAGGAUGCCCAGAGCCCUGAGCACCCCCCCGCAGUGCUGGAGAGCCAGGAUACUGUGAGGAGGCGACUGCUGGCACCAGAGGCUGAAAGUCAUCAGCAAGAAACACAGAAGUUGGAAGAAAACAAAGAGAAUGCACUUGAUACCAUAAGAAAGACGAUUGAAAAGGAUAUUUUGACUUACGGCUCCAUCUUUCUUGUCUUCCUGGUUAUGACUAUUAUUUUGGUAAGUUGUGUUAAUAGCUACUGUUCCUCUCCAGCCCACCAAGUGCCCAAAAAUCCAGCUUUGGAGGCCUUUUUGGCUCAGUUCAGCCAAUUGAAGGAUAAAUUCCCAGGCCAGAGUUCCUUCUUGUGGCAGAGAGGACGUAAAUUUCUCCAGAGGCACCUCAAUGCUUCAAACCCCACUGAGCCGGCCACCAUCAUAUUUACAGCAGCUCAAGAGGGAAGAGAGACCCUGAAGUGCCUGAGUCACCUCGUUGCGGAUGCCUAUACCUCCUCCCAGAAAGUCUCCGCCAUUCAGAUUGAUGGGGCUGGAAGAACCUUGGAGGACAGUGACACGGUCAAGCGCUUGGUUGACAUGCAGCUGAGCUCGGGAUUUGAGAAUGGCCAGAAGGCUGCUGUGGUACACCACUUUGAAUCCCUUCCUGCGGGCUCUACCUUGAUCUUCUACAAGUAUUGUGACCACGAGAAUGCCGCCUUCAAAGAUGUGGCCCUGGUCCUGACUGUUCUCCUGGAGGAGGAGACAUUAGAAGCAAGUGUUGGCCCAAGGGAAACUGAGGAAAAAGUGAGAGAUUUACUCUGGGCCAGGUUUACCAACUCUGACACUCCCCGCUCCUUCAACCACAUGGACUCGGACAAACUGAGUGGGCUCUGGAGCCGCAUUUCACACCUGGUGCUGCCCGUCCAGCCUGUGAGGAACAUAGAGGAACAGGGGUGCAUUUUAUAAUUGGUUUCUGAAGGCAUGGAUUUAUUAAAAAAUCAGUUUAAAAACCUGUUUCUGUGGAAGGAGGUUGAUGAAAAGCCUGGAAAGCACAAAUGAGCUUAUUUUAGAAAAGAAUUUUCAUUUUUUCAACUUUUGUACUAUUUUCCUAAGUUUGACAAAACUUGACCUUUUUUUCCUGGCCUUUCAAGCAAAUCAGGUUUAAAAUAUGCAUAGAAUAUGUAACUGAAGCUUUUUUUUUUAAUCCAAAAAUAUAGCCACAGAAUCAUUGCAUGAGAAGAUAAAAUCUUCUCAGAAUGACUACAGAGUGAUUUUUGUUUCCUUGAUAAGGAGCCUUUUGGCUAGUGUUUGGACUCGGACUAGAGCAAUUACAGUUAUGAAGCAAUGGUAAUUUAAAAAAUGUUUUUUCUAUCACAUAUUAUAUAUUUUUAAAACUGAUUUUAAUAACUUAGUCAUAGGAUUACAUCUUAUACUAAUUUGCAUUUUUUAAUAGUGUGAAAAGAAGUGUGAAUUAAAAUACUUAGCUAUAUGUAAGGCACUGUGCGUUUAUUCCAUUAAUGGGCUGAGGUAAAAGCUGCUGUCCUCAAGAAAUGUUCUUAAAAAUUGGAAACAAGGGGGAAAUUGUUUAUAAUCAUUGGAAAUGAAGAAAUUCCAACG
Messenger RNA from Neomonachus schauinslandi (Hawaiian monk seal), 2253 nucleotides. Its product is annotated as torsin-1A-interacting protein 2-like. Bases 229 to 1602 code for a protein of 457 amino acids. Gene Ontology annotation, cellular component: membrane; endoplasmic reticulum. Lineage: Eukaryota; Metazoa; Chordata; Mammalia; Carnivora; Phocidae. Gene Ontology annotation, biological process: membrane organization; endoplasmic reticulum organization. The record is from RefSeq and is a predicted model, not a curated record. Gene Ontology annotation, molecular function: ATPase activator activity. The transcript has 5 exons.